AUGAUAAAUAACAAUAUGUUUUUAGGAAAACCCGUGCAUCGUCCAAAUGAACCUGGUAAAAUAAAACCACAACCAAGUACAACAAAAUGUCAAAAACGUGUAUUAAAAGGCUCUCCUCCUCGUCUUUGGAAAAAAUUCUCAUCUAAGCCAUCGCAGUCUAAUGAAUUAAUUACAUUUUAUCUAAUUAUAAAACAAGACCAAAAAGCACGAAAGAAAUUAGAAUCAUUAUUUUGGAAGGUUACCAAUCCCGACAGCAGUGAAUAUCAACAAUGGUUAACACGUUCACAAAUCAAUACAAUUCUUAAACCUAACACUGAAGCCUUGAAUGCAAUCAAACGUUGGAUUGAAAAGGAAUCUUUUACAUCUGUAAACUUUAUUGGAGAUGAUACAAUUAAGAUUACAAUAACAGUUGAACAAGCAUCAAAAUGUUUUUCAAGUGAAUUUCAUCCUUAUAAAAAUUCUAACACAGGACGAACUAUUCAUCGAACCUUUAAUGACAUUUGUUUGCCAGAUGAAAUAAGCGAACAUGUUGAGUUUCAUCUCGGAUUGAAUGAUUUUCAACUGAUUCAUAAAAAACCUUCUAAAUCACAUGAAACAAUUCCUUCCACUGCAUUUGAUGAGUCACCCAGUGAUACAACAACAAUUGUUACGACAACCGAUGCAAUUGUGACAAUACCCUACAUUAUUCCACAGUUUCUCAAAAAAUACUAUAACAUUCCAGAAGCUUCAAAAAAUGAAUUAUCCUCAGUGGUCUCACAAGGAGUACUAGAAUUUCUUGGUCAAUAUUAUAGUGAACAAGAUUUACUUUUGUAUGCAAAAUUACUUGAGUUACCAAUUAAACCUCUGAAGAAAAAUCAUAUUCGUGGAUAUAAUAAUCAAUCGGAUCCAGGCUUCGAAACAAUGUUUGAUAUUGGUCAAAUGUCUGGUUUAAAUCCUUCAGCUGACACUUGGUAUUUCAACUAUAAUACGUACUUUAAUGAUUCAGGGCUUGGUGAAAAUUUCUUCUCAAUUGCACUUCUACUAAAUCAAUUGGAUGAUAUACCACAAGUUCUAUCUAUUUCGUACUAUGAACCUGAAACAGGCAUAUGUUCAAGUGUUAGCGACUGUGAUAAUAAGAUCAUGGACGCAUCUAAGAAAUACAUAGAUCGUACAAAUCUUGAAUUUAUGAAACUAGGAAUGAGAGGCAUCACACUUUUAGCCGCAAGUGGUGAUUAUGGAGCGAAUGGUGUUGAAGUAAAUGGUGAAACUGUAAAUUGCACAAAUAAAGUGUUCUAUCCUUUAUAUCCAGGCACCUCUUCAUUCGUCACAUCAGUUGGAGGAACUGAAUUAAUCAAUAUGAUGUACGAAACAUUGCCAGAUCAACCAUCGAUUUGUCUCGAUAAGAUAGCAUCGGUUGCUUGUGUAUCAGAUGGUGAUGAAGUCGCUCUUAUUUAUAAUGAUACUGGUUGCGCUAGUGGUGGUGGAUUCUCUACUGUUAUGGCCCAACCAUCGUAUCAAAAAGAUGUUGUUAAUCGGUAUUUUCAGGAAAGCCAAUGUCAAAAUAGUGAACUUCCAAAAGAGUAUCCUCCAUCAUCAAUGUACAAUCGACAUGGGCGUGCUUUUCCAGAUGUGGCUGCACUUGGUAUAAACGGUUUUACUGUGUUAAACGGUGCUCUCCGUCAAGCAAGUGGUACGAGUAUGGCAGCACCAAUAUGGGUUGGUAUUGUUUCAAUUCUAAAUUCAUAUUCGAUAAAUAUAACAAAUCGAACAUUAGGUUUUCUCAAUCCAUUGUUAUACAAGAUGGCCAAAGAAUGUCCAAAGUGUUUUAAAGAUAUAACAUCAGGAGAUAACAUAUGUUCGGAAGACACCUGCAGUGAUCAGUGUAAAGGUUUUCAAACUAGUUGUGGUUGGGAUCCGGUAACAGGACUCGGUACUCCAAAUGUUGGAAAGAUGUUGAAAUAUAUAAAAAAGUUAUUGAAAAAGAAGAUGAAGGAAACCAACAAUUACCACGAAGAGUAA
Messenger RNA from Adineta steineri, 1998 nucleotides. The record is from the annotation of a GenBank genome assembly. Lineage: Eukaryota; Metazoa; Rotifera; Eurotatoria; Adinetida; Adinetidae.